Messenger RNA from Ipomoea nil (Japanese morning glory), 717 nucleotides. Its product is annotated as fasciclin-like arabinogalactan protein 17. Lineage: Eukaryota; Viridiplantae; Streptophyta; Magnoliopsida; Solanales; Convolvulaceae. The transcript has a single exon. The coding region runs from base 1 to 717 and encodes 238 amino acids. The record is from RefSeq and is a predicted model, not a curated record.
AUGUCUGCCAAGAAGAAGUUGAUCACAAUCGCCACCGUUUUUCUCCUUUCCUUCGUGACCGGGAAACCGAGUCAGGAUAGCCUCGCCUCCAUCUCCGCCGUGAAACCCGAAGGCGCCCCGGAGAUCGACCCGAGAACGUUGAAGAGAAAAGCCACGGUGAUACCUUCACGGUCUCCCUCGCCACCGCCGCCUUUCCCAAUCUACGAAGCAAUGGCGUCCGAGCCAGCUACGGAAUUUGACGGCGAGAGCCAGGUGAAGGACUUCGUGCAAACCCUCCUCCACUUCGGCGGCUACAACGAAAUGGCCGAUAUUCUCGUGAACCUAACAAACUUAGCCGCGGAAAUAGGGAAGCUCGUGAACGCAGGCUAUGCACUCACGGUUUUAGCCCCCAACGAUGAAGCCAUGGCGAAGCUCACGGCGGAGCAGCUAAGCGAUCCGGGAGCGCCGGAGCAGAUAAUAUACUACCACGUCGUGCCGGAGUACCAGACGGAGGAGAGCAUGUACAAUGCCGUUCGGAGAUUCGGCAAGGUGAAGUACGAAACGCUGCGCUUGCCGCACAAGAUUGUUGCUCGGGAAUCGGACGGGUCAGUGAAACUCGGGGACGGUGAGAAUUCGGCCUACUUGUUGGACCCGGAUAUUUACACCGACGGCCGUAUCUCAGUUCAGGGGAUCGACGGAGUCCUGUUCCCGGAGAAGAAGAAGACGACGAAGAAAUAA